AUGGCAGCAAAACUCCCAAAGCACAUGCAGGAUGAAAUCUGGAUGAUUAUGCAUAUGGUGGCUGAACUUGGAGCACAUCCAGAGGCAAAGAAAUUUUCAGACAAACAGUUUUACUUUGAAUGUGAAGGAGAAGUGGACCUAGAAGAACUAGAUGACGCCAUUGAUGUGGACUGUCCAGCCGAGCGUGAUGAUAAAGAGCAUGAACUUAUUGGUGUCGCAGAAACUUUGGGAUCUGCAGCUGAUUUAUAUUAUAGAGAGCAAGCAAUUAAAGCACAAGAAACACUGGUGCAAGACAUUGUGGAUUAUAUCAGAAGUAAAGGAGAUCCCAUGAAAAUUCCGCUGCUGCCAAGUGACGAAAUAUUUCAAAUUGAUGUUAUGGCAGCCUGUACAGUCAUUUCCGGUUUAAACUGGAAGACUUCCUAG
Messenger RNA from Candidula unifasciata, 423 nucleotides. The record is from the annotation of a GenBank genome assembly. Lineage: Eukaryota; Metazoa; Mollusca; Gastropoda; Stylommatophora; Geomitridae.